CUGAGACCGUAAUGGCGUCAGCGUUUAUAAUAAAUCGUGGUACACUAGGUCUAGGAAUUCGCUGCCGUCGUGUCAGCGGAAAUAUCACAUUCACACAGAUACGAGAGAAGAAGCGAUGGAUGAAGGCAUAUACCUUCUAUUUGGCAAAAAAGUUAAAGAUUGAAGGACCACCACCGCCGAAGCCACGCUGUCAAAAGCCUAACUGGGAUUAUCAUGCUGAAGUUCAGGCUUUUAGUAGCCGCCUUCAUGAGAACUUUUCCUUGGAGUUGCUGAAAACAGCCUUUGUGAAUCCCUGUUAUCUGCAGUCAGAGCAGGAGAGGAGGCAAAAGUUGGACAUGGACUCUGAGACAACAGCACUUGUCCUUAGAGAUAACGUUCAGCUGAGUACACAAGGCCUUGGUUUCACUCAGAGCUUCCUAAAUGACUGGUGCAGGGCCAGUUUCCCAAGAUUGCCUGACGAGGGUGUAGCAGCAAUUGUAGACCAACUGACCAGUUCAGUAGUUGUGUGUCAUGUGGCACAAAACCUUGGCAUUGAAGACCUCACCAUGAGUGCUGAGUUCCCCAUCCCUGAAAAUGUGCUGUAUUCAACUUUCAUGGCUGUGAUUGGGGUGUUACAGGGGAGUAGUGGAGCAGAACGAGCAGGAUUUUUUCUCAGGGAUUUCCUGGUCACUCAGCUGAUUGGGAAGGACCUCUUUGAUAUGUGGACAGUGGUUGACCCCAUGGGUCUGCUGGUGGAGGAAUUUACUCAGCGGAAUAUUCCUCUACCUGAGCCUCGUCUCAUCAGGUCAGCUGGGGCCAGCACUGCUCUUCCCCUACACUUUGUUGGGCUGUACAGUGAUAAGAAGCUUCUGGCUCAGGGCCCAGGAGAGACAGUUCUUGCUGCUGAGGAAGAGGCAGCUCGGGUGGCCCUGCGUCACCUUUACGGCUUCACUGAGAGCCGCAAACCUUCUGAUUAUUCCCCACCACAGCAGCACCAGCACCAUGCUCCCCAGUCUAUCAUGAGCUAUUAAUAAAGUCAUAUACAAGAGAGCCAUUUCAAAAGACCAAAUCCACCUUGUCACCAGAAAAGUCAAGAUAAAUACCACUUAUGAUUUUAAGGCAAGAGGUGAAUGAAAUCAAGGUCACUUUCCCCCUCAUUAAACAAAUUACGCUUUGUCCACAAUGUCUAACGGUAUGAUGUCUACUGGUUGGAUUUGAUUCUGUGAAUGCAGGCAUAUUUAUUUUGAGGCCCAGCAGAAGACGAAAGCAUCACUGUCCAAAUAAAACGUAUCUUAAAGUGCAUUUAAAGCAAGAUCUGUUUUCCCUUUGAGAAUGUGCGAGUGUAAAAUCUGUAAAGUCUAUGUGAUAUGGCAUAAUUUUGAAAACUUUGGAGGAAAAAUUUGGUUUUCCAGAUUACCGAUGACUGACUGCAAUAAUGGUAAAUGUUCUACAUCUGGGGAAAAAUGGUAAAUAUAUUGUCUGUUCUUCCAUGUGAAUAAUAUGAUUGUCAUUUUGCUUGUUGUGUAAUUAGUUGUCUUAUGGUUGUCAACAAUAAAGCCUCUUUGU
This is a messenger RNA of Lampris incognitus (smalleye Pacific opah), 1545 nucleotides long. It is a transcript of the gene mrpl44, whose product is annotated as mitochondrial ribosomal protein L44. The transcript is spliced from 4 exons. Gene Ontology annotation, biological process: RNA processing. The record is from RefSeq and is a predicted model, not a curated record. The coding region runs from base 12 to 1010 and encodes 332 amino acids. Gene Ontology annotation, molecular function: double-stranded RNA binding; ribonuclease III activity. NCBI's taxonomy places the organism in Eukaryota, Metazoa, Chordata, Actinopteri, Lampriformes, Lampridae.